Molecule: messenger RNA, 1203 nt
Organism: Closterium sp. NIES-65
Lineage: Eukaryota; Viridiplantae; Streptophyta; Zygnematophyceae; Desmidiales; Closteriaceae
Source: the annotation of a GenBank genome assembly
AUGGGGCUCUUAACGUCAAUGGGGCUCUUAACGUCAAUGGGAGUGAAAGAUGUGAAAUGCGCCCCACCUCCUUUCUUCCCCCUGCACCCUCUGCCUCUCUCCAUACUCCCCCGUUCCGCACUCUCCCCACCCACCCACCACUUACUUUUCCCUGCCAUCCGCCUUCCGUCCGCUAAUCCUAGCAGCAGCGCUGGUCGCAGCAUCAGCAGCUGCGCUGCUCGGCUGGAAUCCCCUUCGCCCCACCGCCUCCCUCCCUCCGCCUGCUUCCGCCGCUGCUGUUCAGGUGUUUUGAUGGUUGUGCUGGGUGGUGGUGGUGAUGGUGAUGGUGGUGGUGGUGGUGGUGGUGGUGGUGGUGGUGGUGGUGGUGGUGGUGGUGGUGGUGGUGGUGGUGGUGGUGGUGGUGGUGGUGGUGGUGGUGGUGGUGGUGGUGGUGGUGGUGGUGGUGGUGGUGGUGGUGGUGGUGGUGGUGGUGGUGGUGGUGGUGAUGGUGGUGGUGGUGGUGAUGGUGGUGGUGGUGAUGGUGGUGGUGGUGAUGGUGGUGUGGUGAUGCUGCUGCUGCUCGUUAGACCGACCUCUGGGCCAAACCUCUGGAUCCCUCUGGCCGUGCAGGAGGCCAAGCCCCUAGGCCGCCUGUCCAAGCGCGCUCGCCUGCUGUACUGGCUGGACAACCUCUUUGCCACGGAGCCCAACAGCAAGGCACACACGCUGCUGGCCAUCUGCAUGCUCCUGACCUGGCUGCUGUGGGCGGGGUGCUGCCCUCACACUGCUGGCGAUCUGCAUGUUGCUCACAGCAGUGGGUGGUGUGUGCUGUACAAGGCAGCAGCCGACGACCUGCCAUCUCCACCACAUGAAACCCCUUUCCCAUUUCUUCAAACCCCUUACAACCCCUUUCAACCUGUUUCGCCCCCCCUUUCUUCUCAACCCCUCCAGGCACUGACGCUGCUGGCCAUCUGCAUGCUGCUGACAGCAGUGGGCGGGGCCCUCACACUGCUGGCGAUCUGCAUGUUGCUGACUGCAGUGGGCGGGGUGCUGUACAAGGCAGCAGCCGUGGCGUCCAAUGACGACCUGCCACUUGGCGAGUCCGUGUGGGUGUCGUGGACGUUUGUGUCCAACCCCAGCGAGCAUGUCAAUGAGGUGAGUGGCUCCCUCCUCCCCCCUCUCUCCCCCCAACCACACACACAGAGAGGGCGAGAGAGCAGGUGA